Molecule: messenger RNA, 942 nt
Organism: Didymodactylos carnosus
Lineage: Eukaryota; Metazoa; Rotifera; Eurotatoria; Philodinida; Philodinidae
Source: the annotation of a GenBank genome assembly
AUGGCCGAUCCCAAUCAAAGUUUUUUGAACUCAGUCUUUCAAUGGACAAUAAAAAAUACUGAUGGUACAACAAAUACAGAAGUAAAAGAAAUUGAUAAUGAACGAAAAGAGUGGUUAGCCGAAGCACUCGAUAAUUUGAAUGUUAAUCCCGUUGGUCGUUUAAAAGCGUGCAUUGAAAAAAUUAAAGAUUCUAAGUCAACUGAUGAAGAAAUUGUGGUGUCAGCCGAAGAACUUUGCCAUUGGGCAGAAGAGCUAGAUUUAGCUAAAGACUUUUUUACUGUUGGUGGGGGUGAGAUUCUGCCAAUAUUAUUGGAUCAUAUUAGUGAUCAAAUACGUAUUCAAGGAUGUUUGUUAAUUGCUGGUCUAGUUCAAAAUAAUGAUCAUUGUCAACGCAUUGUUGUUCAGUCUGGUUUAAUGCAAAAACUAUUACUCAUAUUAGAUCAAAGUGAAAAUGAUGAUGUUCGAACGAAAGCGUUGACAGCCAUAUCAGCCAUAAUUAGAGGUUAUACCCUUGGUCAGCUACAAUUUCAAAAACUAAAUGGCUUCAAAAUUGUUAUUAAAGCACUUUCAGCCCCAAUCCCAAAAUUACAAUUAAAAAUAUGUUUUCUUAUCAAUAUUUUGUGCACAAGUAGUCAACAGAUGAGAAAACAUUUUUAUGAGAAUGGUGCAUUGGACGAAUUAAUUAAACUUUAUGCAACACCAACCUGUCCAGAUCCUAUACGUAUUAUCGAAGCCAUUCUGUCAUUAGUUGAUGCUAAAAAUGACGUCUUUGAAUCGUUCAGAAAAAAGAAUAAUCAAUUGUGUGAUGCAUUUGAACAACAGUUAAACAAACGACUAGAAAUAGUACAGCAGAGUGAAGACCAAAGUGAUGAAACAGCAUCAAUAAAUCAGCUAUUAACUUUCUUGCAACGACAUCCUGAGACCAACAAUCUCGAGCAUUGA